This is a messenger RNA of Anas platyrhynchos (mallard), 6256 nucleotides long. RefSeq names its product phospholipase A2 group IVF (gene PLA2G4F). Gene Ontology annotation, biological process: glycerophospholipid catabolic process. NCBI's taxonomy places the organism in Eukaryota, Metazoa, Chordata, Aves, Anseriformes, Anatidae. Gene Ontology annotation, molecular function: calcium-dependent phospholipid binding; calcium ion binding. The record is from RefSeq and is a predicted model, not a curated record. Gene Ontology annotation, cellular component: ruffle membrane; vesicle; cytosol.
GACAGCUGUUACCACUUCUCAACUUUGGUUUUUAGAUCUACAAGUUUAUAAUAUGCUUGUGAAUGUUCUCAAAAUCCUACUAAAACACUUCUGUAUUCUUUGAAUAAUGUUUUUGAAAGUCUUAUACUAUUAAAUACAUACUUAUUAGAGAAUACUAAAAUCAUUGACAUGUUUUUUGAGCGGUGUUAUGCUGUUUGAGGGUGAAGGUGAUUGAUCUCUGUGUGACUAAAUCAGGAAACGUUUAGGUUCUCAGAUUUGCAGUUGCUUGAAGUGUAGGUCAAAGACUAGCCUAGUGUUAGAAUAUAGAUCUUCAUUUUUCCCAUCCUAUAGGAAGGAGAUAUACAGGCUCUGAGGAAGAGUCUUUGUGACAGACAAUUGAACAUAUGGGUAUGCUGUUACUUCUGUAGAAACCAACCUGUGGGGAACAAAAAAUAAAUAAAAAUUGAUACUGUCCUUUGGAAUCUUCAUCUCUUCUGACUUUUCAGCUCUCCUUUCAGUGCUGUUAAUGGAAGCAAAAGGGGUUGCUUGCAUUAUUCAUGCACAUUUUAAGUACUAUAUAGUAUGGUUAGCAAUGGUUUGAAUCGUUCAUAAUUGCUGACAGAAAAAUAACUGAAUGAAAUGUAGACAGACAUCUACUUUACCACUGUGGGGAUACUAGUCCUAGCAGGAAUAAAGUUAGCAGGUGUGAGGCCGUCUUUCUCGUGUCAUGUUUUGAUGCCAUUUUCUUUGCUUGUUUUCUUAUUUGGAUAGGAAAUGACAGAAGCAAGCAACUCUUCUGAUAUUAAGUUGGCUGUCAACAGUAUAUCUAGAUAUAUAAAACUGUACACAAACAUUGUUUGUGCAUGAUAUGUGACUCUGAAACUGUUCUUAUGUAUAUGUUUUAAAGAGCUUUCAGUUCUUGAGAGAGAAAUUCUAUAAACAUACAGUCCCUGUACUGAGAUUUCAUUGGAAGAGGGCAGAGAACUUCAGGAAAAGGCAGGUAAGACUGGUUUAAAUGCAUCAGGCAGUCACCAGAUAAAACAGAGGUUCUGAGUACUGCUUGUAAUAUUCUGUUUAGAAUGUGUGAUUUCUCCAUGUUAGCUUACUAUGUGAGGCAGCCUCAGUUUUCCUGUAAUUUGCAUUCAUGAGCUAUACUAGUUAAAUCAUGCUUAUGGUUCUGUAAUUUUUCUAUUAUAACUGAAUAGGGUUCUCUUUCACUUUAAGUGCAAUGAUAUGGAGAAAUGCAAAGAAAUUGCUUUUUCAGCUGUGUUUACCAUACCAUUUAAUGCAACUACUGGCUGUUUUGCAAUGGUACUGUACUCACUUUCUGCCUGUGCGUUGACUGUAAGUCUGUGAAUUCACUGACUAGUACUGACUUGUUUGUGCUACGAAUACCAGCACUGAUGCUUUAUUAAUUUUCUUAAAUUCUAAGCUAGUGAAUGACAGUAAUGACAGGAAAUGAUUAAUUAAUGAGACCUUACUGAGAAUGUGGCACGUUAUCACAUUUGUCUGUGCUGGUGUCAUGCCACAUUACUGGCUUUCAUAUGUUUGCUACCACUUUCUAACUGUUGAAACAGUUGUUUGAUGCUUCAGUUCAUACUCUUCAGUAAAAACCUGCAGAUGAGAGAGCUGUCAGCAGCUGUUAACAAGCAUCACUUAAAGCAAACAAUUUCUUUUGCUACUGAGAUAUUUCUUAAAGUACAUAGAACCAUGGCCUUAUCGGUUGUACAAGUUUUCAAGAACAUUUGGCGGAAGAAUCAAGACAAUACUACAUGGAAAGGGGAAGAAUAAAGGAUGGAUUUAUGCAGACAGCUCACAUAGUGCAAGGCUAGAUGUGGUGCUGGAUUUUUUUUCGUUCUGAGUCCUAACAGGACAAAUGAUAGUGUCUCAGUUCAGGCCUCCCUGAAACUUCUCUGAACGUCUGUAGUCAAUGAGAAAUACAGCUUUUCGUCAGGCUUGCAAGAUGGGAAUUUGUAUCUAUUUAAAAAUAUUCUUUUAUGGUGUGCUGAAAUCUGAAAAAGUUUUGAAACAGUCAAAGUCCUAAAUCAGGUCAAAGAAAAUCUGGACUCGUAGUUGUGAGGUUGUGGCUUAAUCACAGCAGUACUUCCUCCUACUCAGAGCUUCCCUGUCCAGUGCUGCUUUGCUGCUAUCUUGCACCAGCAUUUGAAAAACCUGCCAGUGAGGCUUUGAACUGGGUUGUUUGGCAAGUGCAGGCCACACCUCUGCUUCUCACAGUUGGAACGAAGCCUGCUCAUGUGCAAAACUUCAGACCAAGCCUGUAGUAAGCAGCUCUUCACAGCCAGAUAUCUAGGGACUCUUUUGCGUUUUUUGUCAGGUUUUCUACUGAGACAAAAGGCUAUUUUUUUUUUCCAUGUUCUGUGAGGUGCUGCGGGGUCUGGUUCCACACAGAGUGCUGCCUUUUCUGGCAGCUGUGCUUUUCCAAAGAAAGGAGAGAAGAGAGACUGGAUUUUAUCACUGGCGGUGGGAGAAGCACCCUUACUACAACCUAACUGUAAAAGUCCUCCGAGCCAGAAACAUCAAGGGUACAGAUCUGCUGUCAAAAGCAGACUGCUAUGUGGAAAUGAAACUGCCCACUGCAUCUCCAAUGGUCUACCGGACUCAGGUUGUUGACAAUUGUGAUAACCCAGAGUGGAAUGAAACCUUCCAGUACCGAAUCCAUAGUGCUGUCAAGAACAUUUUGGAAAUGACACUCUAUGACAAGGAUGUCCUAGUCAGCGAUGAGCUCACUUCCAUCGUCUUCGAUGUAGGAGGCAUGAAGCCAGGUCAGCCCCUGCUGCGCACUUUCAAGUUGAACCCCGAGGAUAAUGAAGAGCUGGAUGUAGAGUUCUGCUUGGAGAAAUGCUCAGAUACCCCUACAGAGGUAUUGACCAAUGGAGUACUUGUGGUUCAUCCUUGUUUGUCUCUGCAAGGGACUGUCAACAAAGAAGAAAAAAUAAAAGAGAAACAGCAAGGUAGCUGUGCGGUGAAGCUUUCUGUUCCAGGGGCGUAUCAGAAGCAGCUGUGUAUUCCUUGGAGACCAGAUAAUGAGAAGGAUUAUGGAACCUCCUUUGUUUUUCAUGUGGACAAAGAAAUGCAUCCAGAACUGCAAGUGGAGCUGGAGCAAACAAUAUCUAUCCUACAGGAUGGGAUGAACCCUGAUAUUGAAAAGCAUACUACAGUUCUGGGACAGGGGACUGUACCAGUUAAUUCCCUUCCUGUUGGACAAAAAGUUGAUAGAGUUGUUUCUCUGGGAGAGGGACAAAGUUUGGAUAUAAGUUUGAAAGCUGAAGAGAGUACUUGGGAUCUAGAUAUACGUCUGGGUUUUGACCUCUGUAAAGAGGAGAGAGAAUUUGUGGACAAAAGGAAGAAAUUAGUUUCUGAGGUGCUGAAGAAGACUCUUAAUUUAAAGGAAUCCCCUCGGAAAGAUGAGGUUCCAGUUGUAGCAGUACUGGGGUCUGGAGGUGGGAUGAGAGCACUGACUUCAUUCUAUGGCAGCCUAGCUGGGCUUCAGCAGCUGGGCCUUCUGGAUGCUGCAGUAUAUCUGAGUGGGAUUUCUGGCUCUACUUGGUGUUUAUCAACAUUGUAUCAAGACCCUUACUGGUCACAGAAAGAUCUUCAAGAUGCAAUCAACAGAGCUCAGGGUAUUGUGUCCAGCAGCAAAGGAGGGGCAUUUUCCCCAGAACGACUGAAAUACUAUUUCCAGGAGUUGAAUUCAAUGGAAAGUAGUGGACGGAAAGUGUCCUUCACAGAUUUGUGGGGUCUUAUUGUGGAGUAUUUCCUACAACAGAAGGAAGAUGCAUCAAAGCUGUCUGAUCAGCAAGAAGCAGUGAAAUGGGCCCAGAACCCUUAUCCCAUCUAUGCAGCUGUCAAUGUGAGACCCAAUAUUAGUAGUGGUGACUUUGCAGAAUGGUGUGAGUUUACUCCCUAUGAAGUUGGGUUUCGCAAAUAUGGAGCUUUUGUCCGAACAGAGGACUUCGACAGCGAGUUCUUCAUGGGAAGGCUUAUCCAGAAACGUCCAGAGCCUAGAAUUUGUUUUCUACAAGGAAUGUGGGGCAGUGCCUUUGCUGCAAGCUUGGAUGAUAUCUGCUUGAAAGUAGUUGGAACAGGAUUGAGCUUUCUAGAGCCUUUCAAAGAUGUUAUCAAAGUUAUAGAUGACUGUCGAAGAUCUCAUUUCCGAGAUCCAACACGACUGAAGACUCGCUUGGUUAUACCUGGGGGCCCCUUGUUGCAAAUUUUCCAGGAUUUCUUCAAGUCCCGGGUCACGUGUGGAGAGACAUUCAACUUCAUGCAGGGAUUGUAUCUUCAUAAAGAUUAUGUUAAUGUCAAGAAAUUUGUGGUUCGGAAAGGCACUCAUCUGGAUGCGUUUCCUAACCAGUUGACCCCCAUGGAAGAGAGCUUGUAUUUAGUGGAUGGUGGCUUUUCUAUCAACUCUCCCUUUCCAUUGGUACUUCAGCCAGAGAGAGAUGUGGAUGUUAUUUUGUCGUUCAAUUUCUCCUGGGAAGCUCCGUUUGAGGUUUUAGAGUUGGCUCAGAAAUACUGUGAGGAGCGGGAGAUUCCUUUUCCAAAAAUCAAACUGAGUGAUGAAGAUGAAAAGAAGCCAAAAGAGUGCUACAUGUUUGUGGAUAACAAUAAUCCAAAGGCUCCCAUUGUGCUCCAUUUCCCAUUAGUGAAUGACACCUUCCGGAAAUACAAAGCUCCAGGCAUUGAACGCGAGUCAGAGGAUGAGAAAUCCUUUGGUGACUUUGUCAUUGAGACAAAAGAUUCUCCUUACCGUACACUGAAUUUCACCCUUGAGCCAUAUGAUUUCCGCAGGUUAGUGGAAGUGAAUCGCUACAAUGUUCUGAACAACAAGGACACUCUCUUCAAAACCCUGAACUUGGCUCUGCAAAGGAGAAAGCGGAAGAAUGUCAGCAGUACAUCCAAUACAUGAGUACCUUCCAUAAUGGAGGGUAAAGGCAGGCUGCAGUGUACCAAAGCCAUGUGGUUCAAGCCUGAAAGCUGAAAACUGUUAGCUGGAAACUGUCUUCUUGGGAAGGGAGUAACGCAUGUGACAUUGAAAGUCUAUUCAAGGUAUCAGAUGGUCUUAGAAAAACCCAAGAGAGAGUUACAUCGGUGUUAUACUGUUAUAUCAAACAGAAAAAAUAGGGUUGUGUGUGAGUGUGGAAGAGGAGGAAAUUAUUUAGCCUGGUAUCUCAUCUAACGGCAGCUGAUGACUAGAGAGAUCUGUGCAAAGAGUGCUAGCAUCUGGAGAUUAUCUCACAAACUCCACUGGUUCGUGGAUAAAGGAUCUCUGUCAAAGAUGUGGGUAGUUAUGAGGAAACAUUGAUUUCUUCCAUAUCUUUAACAUUCUUGCUUUUUGAACCGCCAUGAGGUUUUACCAUUUACCUCAUCUGGCAUAUAAUUCAAUGGAUUGUAACCAUGCAUUGAGAGAGAAAAUGUUCUUUUGCUUUCAACUUGCUACUGGCUAUUGCCCGUAUAUUUGCAAGACCAAACAGUUGUUAGCUGUCUACCAUUUUUGCUAUUCAUAGUUUUUAAGAUACCUGGUAUUUCCUUCUUACCUGUCUCAGGAGUUAGUAAUGGCCUUCAGUGUCCCAAAAGUUCAAUCAGAGUAAAUUAUUUUGAUAAACAUUUUUUUUUUUUAGGAUUUUUUUUUUGAGGUAGUUUUUUUUUUUUUUUUAAUUUAAGAAAUUUUUUAAAUUUAAGAAUUGAAGACAAACCAUGUGAUUGUGCUGCUUCUUCCUAUAGUUUGAUCAUCACAAGAUGAUGAAAUUUAAAAAUAAAUCAGUAAAUGCUACAAGUUUCGUCUUUGUCUUUCUGUGUAAGAGGAAAGAAGACUCCUUGAAGGAAUAUAAAAUAAAUCUUUUUUCUUUUUUUUAACCUUGGGCUUGCAAUUCAGACAGAGCUUUGUUCAAGGAAUUAAUUUGUGUGUUUCCACGUUAUAGGAACAUUGAUGUUCAAGGUAGGAAGACCUUAUAAAUGUUAAUAAAUAAUGUCAGAUGCUGCUAUGCUGUGGUUUGGAAUUUACCUCACUUUGCAGAAAGCUUGGAGGAAAGGACUGAAUUUUGCAGUUGGAACAUAUCUAGCACAAAAACAACAGGAAGAAUAAUUGUUUGCUUUUGUGGCUUUUAUAAUGAACCAGAUGUACUGAUUCUGUAUUUGAAAAUUGGAGAGUGGAGCAUUUUCUGAAAUGAUGUAUAGUUUUAUACAAAGAUAAGGUUGUUGAUUUCUUUUUUGGAAUGUGUUCCUCUUCUAAUAAAUUCUAAUUCUAUUAAAGUUA